AUGGCGGGGUGCAUGGGUCUCAGUCUUUGCAUUAAAAAGCUAGCACUGUGGAAAACGGCAACGUUUAAACCCCUGAUGACGCACGACGAGCUCGAUCCCAUAAUGGCCACCAUGGGUUUCGUCGGCCUCCCGCCAUAUGAGGAAGGUUCCGGCUUCGUUUGGAAGGAGUACGUUUAUUACACGGCGAGGCGGCCCAAAUCUUUCCCUUCCUUACGUUCCAGGGCAGAUGAACCGCCCCCGCCGACGAUCGAUCUCCGGAGACCCAAGUUGCCUUACCCCCGGAUUGACGGGGUCCACAUCCACACUUAUCGCGCUUUUCUCGACGCCGUUAACUUUUAUAUCCGGAUGUGGGAUAUUUCCGAUGUCUUCCACAUUAGGGGAAUGCCUAUUCAGCCUUACGACCGAUGCCGGAGGUGGCGAUGUAUGAUAGACGGUAGUAACUUUGUGUACAGCGACGGAACACUGGAAGUGUCUUUGCAUCGCUUCGCCAAAUCAAACUCUGACAAUGGCGGUGAUGUCGGCGGCAGUAAUGACGACAAUUAUGGCUCCGUUGGCAUGAGGGAGAAAGGGAACAGGGAGCAGGCUAGCUGCUUUGUAGCGUUGAAGGAUAUUAUUGUUUGUAAUGUAUGA
This is a messenger RNA of Hibiscus syriacus, 630 nucleotides long. RefSeq lists its product as uncharacterized. The transcript has 2 exons. Bases 1 to 630 code for a protein of 209 amino acids. NCBI's taxonomy places the organism in Eukaryota, Viridiplantae, Streptophyta, Magnoliopsida, Malvales, Malvaceae. The record is from RefSeq and is a predicted model, not a curated record.